GCACUCGAGUAUACUUCGUCGCGCUCCGCCGCUCUCCUCAGCCCGUCUUUCGUCGCGCGACGCAGCGUCCAUGGUGCACCGCGACAUCGUCAUCCGCCUCCAUGGCAAGACGGCCACGCUGGCCUUCACUGACAGCGCGCUCACCGUCGCGCGCGGCGCCGCCACGGACACCUCGUCCGCCCGCUCCGCCAGGUCCAGCGACUCCGCCUCCCGGUCCAAGUCCGACGUCGAGGUGCCGCUGAGGAACGUGCUCGGCGCGGAGUUCGACGAGAAGACGCGGGAGAUCGUGAUACACUUUGUGUCGCGGAAGAAGAAGAACGGCAAGGGCCCGCAUGUGCUGGUGAAGAUCACCGGUGCGGUCAAGGAUGCGGAGAACUACACCGCGAAGCUUUGGGUGGACAACCUGCUGCAGAGCGUCUUUACUUCGUCUGGAGUGACGAACGGAAGGAAGCUGAAGGUUUUGGUCAACCCUCACGGAGGACAGGGCAAAGGUCUUGUCGUCUGGCGUAAGAGAAUAGAACCCAUCUUCAAGGCAGCAGGCUGUCAGAUCGACCUCACUAUCACCACCCACAACGGGCACGCGUACGAUCUCGCGAAGACCCUCGCGCUCGACUACGAUGCUGUAGUCACCGUUUCCGGGGACGGUCUUAUUCAUGAGGUCCUGAACGGCUUCGCGGCGCAUGAGCAGCCCACCAAAGCCCUUUCAAUCCCCAUUGCGCCCAUCCCUACCGGCUCGGGGAAUGGCAUGGCCCUCAACCUGCUUGGUCUGGCGGACGGCUUCGACGUGGUUGCGGCAGCCCUGAAUGCUAUCAGAGGCCAUCCUAUGCCAGUCGACCUAUUCUCCAUCGUACAGGAAGGCAAACGCUCUGUGUCGUUCAUGUCGCAGGCUUUAGGCCUCAUGGCCGACCUCGACCUCGGCACAGAGCACCUGCGCUGGAUGGGUGAUGCUCGGUUCGUCUACGGCUUCAUCCGUGGCGUCCUCUCGCAGAAACCCUGUCCGAUUGAGCUGUACUACAAGCCCGCGGAGACCGACCGCCAGAAGAUGUACAAGGCGCUCCAGGACCGGCACGCCACGCAGGCGACGCACCAGGCGCACGCCUCGACGGCGUCCGUGUCCUUCGCCGUCAGGCCCUCAUCGCCGUUCUCCUCUCCCGCGACCCCCUUCGCGAGCUCGACGCCGUUCUCGGGCGGUCCGGCGAACUCGUUUUCGGGCCCCGCGAGCCCGACGUCGGCGUCUACGCCCUCUGAUCGGAGGCCUAAGUCACCGAUGUCGGAGGAUGGGGAGGACGGGCUGCCGCCGUUGGUGUAUGCGAAGUCCGGCGGUGGCAGCGAGAGUGGCGAAGACGGCUGGACGAAGUUCGAGGACCCGAUCCUGUUUGUGUAUGCGGGGAAGGGACCGUAUGUGGCGCGCGACAUGAUGGCGUUCCCGGCGUCGCUGCCAGACGAUGGGUUGAUUGACGUAACGAUUCAUCCUAUGGCGCCCAUGGGCGAGCUACUUGGUGCGCUGAACGGCGCGGAUAAGGGUGACUUGUUCUGGAGGAAGAGGCUCACCUACCUCAAAGCGCACGCCUUCCACGUCCGCCCCGUCGCCCCCGCGCCCAACCGCGAGCCGCAGGGCAACCUGUCCGUCGACGGCGAGCGCUUCCCGUUCAAGGAGUUCACGGUCGAGGUGCACCAGAAAUUGGGCCGGCUGAUGAGCAUGCACGGCAUGUAUGUGAGCGAUUUUGGGAAGGAGGGGGCGAGUGGGAAGGGGAAGGAUGCUGCUAAAGCCACCACCGCGGGGAAGCCGGACGACGUCGCGAAGGGCAAGGCACCAACGAACGGUGUCGCCCUCGCUCCUCCUCCGGCGGGGAAGCUCGCGAAAACUGCCCAGGCGCCCGUCGCGGAGGCGGCUGUGGCUGCCCCGAAGGAGGUGACAGAGACCGGAGUUGCCCCCGAGGUCACGAAUGGCACCGCAAAGGAUGUGGAGGCGACACCAGCGACGGAUGUAGCCACCCACGAGCCAGCGACAGGUGUAGUCACCCACGAGCUGGCGAAGGAAGCUGAAGAGCCGAAAGCCGGAAUCCCCGUCGAAAAGGCGGACGAGACGACUUGCAGGGCUGCACCCAAUGGAGAUGCGCCUGCGUCCUCCGCGACUGCGCAAGUUGCGGAAGAGCACUGAGGUCGCCCGCCUCGCGCUGGAGCUCUUGCAGCUGCCUCGCUCGCGACGAGUGUCCCGCUAAACGCGUGGGCCGAUCGUACAAAACCUCGCUCUCUACCAUGGCGCCUCAUUGCCACCCGCCAAUAGCAGAAAAACACAAAGCGACAGCGAGCAACUUGAUGGCGACCACUUCAACACAGUCAAUUUCGACGCUGUCAGCAAUCGACAUCGACACUCAUCAUCAACUCUCGACACUUAUCAUCAUCAACACCGUGUCCAUCAACACACAAACCACAGCCUAUAAUGCACAUAAUGAACAAAGCUCGCGUGUCCUGUAUAUGCAAACAUUCCUUCG
Schizophyllum commune H4-8 is the source of this 2495-nucleotide messenger RNA. RefSeq lists its product as uncharacterized. Lineage: Eukaryota; Fungi; Basidiomycota; Agaricomycetes; Agaricales; Schizophyllaceae. The record is from RefSeq and is a predicted model, not a curated record. Gene Ontology annotation, biological process: sphingosine biosynthetic process. Gene Ontology annotation, cellular component: cytoplasm; intracellular membrane-bounded organelle; membrane. The transcript is spliced from 9 exons. The coding region runs from base 71 to 2161 and encodes 696 amino acids.